Molecule: messenger RNA, 1653 nt
Organism: Dujonia railenensis
Lineage: Eukaryota; Fungi; Ascomycota; Pichiomycetes; Serinales; Debaryomycetaceae
Source: the annotation of a GenBank genome assembly
AUGUCUACAUUUAGCAACAGAAUUAAGAGGAUUGUAGAAAAGGAUGAUAAGACUAUUGAGGUGGUUAGUGAUGAUGGAUCAGAGACAAGUAAUGGAGACUUUCAAUCUAGAAUCUCUAGGAGAAAAUUACUCCCACGUCAAGUUUCACUCAUAGGUAUAGGUGGUGCUAUCGGAACUGGUCUCUUUGUUUCCAUUGGAACGAAAUUGACUCAAGGUGGACCUGCCUCGUUGCUUAUUGCAUUUUUGGUGUGGUCGGUCGUUUUAAUUGGUGUUUCUAAUGCCACUUGUGAAAUGGUGACAUUUUUGCCGGUAUCAGGUACAUUCGUCCACUAUGCAGAAAGAUAUAUCGAUAAAUCUGUCGGGUUUGCAAUCGGAUGGGUUUACGCAGUUUUACAAAUUGCCAAUGUGUGUUACGAAAUCACGGCGGUGUGUAUGGUGAUCGAAUAUUGGACUGACAAAGUACCUAAAGCCGUUUGGAUCACUAUUUUGUUACUAUUGUACACCUUUUUGAAUAUCUUCUCUGUCUUUAUGUUUGGUGAAGGUGAGUUUUAUCUUUCCAUUGGGAAAGUUAUCCUCGCAGUCGGCCUUUUACUCUUCACAUUGGUAGUAAUGUGCGGAGGAAACCCACAGCACGAGGCUCUAGGCUUCAAAUACUGGAAAGACCCUGGUGCUUUUGCAGAAUACCUUGACACUGGAUCAAUGGGGAAAUUUCACGGGUUCAUGGCAUGUUUGAUCUUUGCUACCUAUUUAUUUUGGGGUCCGGAUUAUUUGAGUUUAGCAGCUCCAGAGUGUAUUCGUCCUAGACAAACCAUGCCUAAGAGUUUCAACAAAGUCUUUGGACGUUUAUUGGUUUUCUACAUUGGAGGUGCUCUCUGUGUGGGAAUCCUUAUUCCAUACAAUGAUGCAACUUUGUUGGCUGCCAUAAAUGCUGGAAGUGCUGGUGCAGCCGCUUCACCAUAUGUCGCUGCAAUGACGGAGAUGGCUAUUCCAGUUUUACCACAUAUUGUCAAUGCAUUGAUUUUAACAUCAAUUAUAUCCGCUGGUAACUCAUCUUUAUUUUCAGCCUCGCGUACAUUGCAAAGAUUGGGAAUAGAAGGGCAGGCUCCAAAAUGCUUUGCUACUUUGAAAAGAGGGGUGCCCAUAUAUAGUGUUGCCUUCGUAUUGGUAUUUUGCUUACUUGCUUAUUUAUCGGUCUCCAAUAACUCCAAUACUGUGUUGACCUGGUUUUUAAAUAUUGAGACUGCCGGUAUGAUUAUUGUUUAUAUUGGAAUUUGCGUAUCGUACUUGAACUUCCGUCGUGGAAUGGAAGUCCAGGGCAUAUCAAGAGAUACUUUACCCUACAAAGCGUGGGGUUUACCGUAUCUUACCUACUAUUCCUUAGCAUGGUUGUCAUUGAUGCUCUGGAUUGAUGGAUACACUGUGUUUUUGAAAGACAACUGGGAUACUCAGAGCUUUGUAUUCGCUUACUUUAUGAUUGCAUUCUUUUUGGUUUUGUUUGCAGGACAUAAGCUAAUCUAUAGAGAUCCAUUCAUCAAGCCUGAAUUAAUGGACUUUACUUCUAACAUCAAGGAAUUAGCCGAAGAAGACCAAUAUUGGGAAGACCAUCCUGCAGAGUUGAAUUGGUUUGAUAAAGCCUUUGGCUAUUUCUUGUGA